AUGUUGAAUAUGCUUGACCUAUAUGCUAAUGUCAGAUAUAGUGGGACAUUGGUUUCUGGAGUAGCACGUUGUGGUCAAGCAGAUGCAUUAAAAGCUGCUCUUACUGCUGUGGCGAAGAGUAAUGAGCAGAUUGACCACGACCUGCUUGUAAAAAUUCUAAGUAAUCCGACAAUUUUAGAACAGUUAGUAAGGAUGGAUACACCAGCUCAGUAUAAUAAUAUGGAAACAGGAUCAUCCUCAUCCCCAAUGAUGAUGUCAAAUGGGUUAGUGUACCCGUAUACUAAUGGUACUGGACCUAUGACCCAUCAGCAAUCAAUCCCACCGCUCUCUGUACAAUCUGGUUCUGGUUCUCAAAUGAAGGACCUCAACUACAACAAGAACUUGAUUCACCAACAUGGAGGAGAAAGGCAAGGCGAGCCUCAACCUCAACCUCAAGCUCAACCUCCAUUUUCAACCCAUCCCAUUCCCAUCCAUCAGUCAGGAAUAAUAGAUCAAGAAGUAGAUAAUUCAAAACAAAGGGAUGCAAAACAUAAGAUGAUGAAGCCUUGUAUUUAUUUCAAUAGUUCAAAAGGUUGCAGACAUGGUGUGAAUUGUAUUUAUCAGCAUGACAUGUCGCUCUAG
Molecule: messenger RNA, 621 nt
Organism: Spinacia oleracea (spinach)
Lineage: Eukaryota; Viridiplantae; Streptophyta; Magnoliopsida; Caryophyllales; Amaranthaceae
Product: zinc finger CCCH domain-containing protein 6-like
Exons: 3
Coding region: 1-621 (206 amino acids)
Molecular function (GO): metal ion binding
Source: RefSeq, a predicted model, not a curated record